Molecule: messenger RNA, 3392 nt
Organism: Carica papaya (papaya)
Lineage: Eukaryota; Viridiplantae; Streptophyta; Magnoliopsida; Brassicales; Caricaceae
Product: CRS1 / YhbY (CRM) domain-containing protein
Biological process (GO): RNA splicing, via transesterification reactions
Molecular function (GO): mRNA binding
Source: RefSeq, a predicted model, not a curated record
CUGAAAAACUGCUUAUCUGUCUGCAAACUUUCUCAGCAGCCAAACGAUGAGAGAGAAACUGAGCUCCUAAACCAUAAAAGCUCACCACUUCAAUCGAGCUACAAGUCAAAUCAUAAUGUCCCUCUCAGCCUCGAAAUUAACAGAAAUGCCACUGAGAAGCUCACUUCCACUCGCAUCACACUCGCACCACUCCUCUCCAUCCUUCAACCACCUUCUCUUCUUCUCCUCAGCCCCGAAACCGUCAUUUCACAUCCUUAGGCCCUUAUCCUCUCUCCGUACCAAAGAACAGAACAGUAGCAGCAGUGGAAGUCCCAACAGAAGCGGCGGCAACCACCGCUCAUCUUACCCCUGGUCUCACCAAAACGCAAAGCCUUCGGCUCCUUGGCUCGAUAAGUGGCCCUCCUCCUCCCCUUCCAUCGACGACGAAAUUCAACGGCCACAAGAAGAGCCAGAAGAGGAAACGACAAUCCGGUAUUUUGAUAAAGAUAAAGGGAAGAGCGCGAUUGAGAGGAUCGUACUUCGGCUACGGAACCUAGGGCUAGGAUCAGAUGAUGAAGAGGAUGAAGAAGAAGAUGAGGGAGGUGAAAUGGACGGUCGUAAUUCGAUGAACGUGACCGGCGAUGAGAAAUUGGGGGAUUUAUUGAGGAGGGAGUGGGUACGGCCUGACACGAUUUUGGCGGAGAGGGAGAGGAAUGAUGAGGAUGAGAUGAAGUUGCCGUGGGAAAGAAGUGAUGAUGAGGCGGAGAAGAGCGAAGGAGAGGUAGGAGUAUUGAGGAAGAGGAGAGUCAAGGCGCCGACAUUGGCUGAGUUGACGAUAGAGGACGAAGAGCUGAGGCGGCUAAGGAGGAUGGGGAUGUACCUGAGAGAGAGGAUCAAUGUGCCUAAAGCAGGAAUCACGCAGGCCGUGUUAGAGAAGAUUCAUGAUAAAUGGAAGAAGGAGGAGCUUGUCCGGCUUAAGUUUCAUGAGGUGCUUGCUCGGGAUAUGAAGACCGCACACGAGAUUGUCGAGCGUCGAACUGGAGGAUUAAUUAUUUGGAGGUCAGGAAGUGUCAUGGUUGUCUAUCGUGGAGGGAAUUAUGAAGGACCUUCUUCUAAGUCUGAACCCAUUGAUGGAGUAAGAGAAGCUCUUUUUGUUCCAGAUGUUUCUACCGUUGGCAAUGCAAUAAUGGCCAGUGAAACUUUUGAAACUUCAACUCCAGAAAAGGGUGAGCCAACCAUGAGGAAUCUGGAUCGCACCACAACCAUGACAGAAGAGGAAGCUGAGUAUAACAGUCUACUAGAUGGUUUAGGUCCUCGCUUUCAUGAAUGGUGGGGUACAGGAGUACUUCCUGUAGAUGCUGAUUUACUUCCUCCGAAGAUUCCUGGUUAUAAAACACCCUUUAGGCUUCUUCCUACAGGAAUGCGGUCACGCCUAACCAAUGCAGAGAUGACUAAUUUACGGAAAGUUGCUAAAUCACUUCCUUGCCAUUUUGCUCUUGGGAGAAAUAGAAACCACCAAGGGUUGGCAGCUGCAAUAAUUAAACUUUGGGAGAAAAGCUUAGUUGCAAAAAUUGCUGUGAAACGGGGUAUUCAGAAUACAAAUAACAAGCUAAUGGCAGAGGAGCUAAAGAGCUUAACGGGUGGUGUCUUGCUUCUCAGAAACAAAUAUUAUAUUGUCAUAUACCGUGGAAAGGAUUUUCUCCCUACAAGUGUUGCUUCUACUUUGUCAGAAAGGCAGGAGUUGACAAAAGAGAUCCAAGAUGUUGAAGAGAAAGUGAGAAGUAGAGGAUUGGAGGCAGCUCAAUCCAGUUCAGAUAAAGUACAGGCACCUGCAGGUACUUUGGCUGAGUUUUAUGAAGCUCAAGCUCGGUGGGGAAGAGAUAUAUCUCAUGAAGAACGUGAAAAGAUGGUUGAAGAAGCUUCAAGAGCCCAGCAUGCUCGGCUUGUUAAACGAAUUGAACAUAAACUAGCUGUUGCCCAAGCUAAAAAACUCAGAGCAGAGAGACUGUUGGCAAAAAUAGAAGUCUCUAUGGUUCCUAGUGGUCCUGAUUAUGAUCAAGAAACAAUCACUGACGAGGAGCGUGUUAUGUUUCGAAGGGUUGGUUUGAGAAUGAAAGCAUACUUGCCUGUUGGUAUUCGUGGCGUUUUUGAUGGUGUUAUUGAGAAUAUGCAUCUGCAUUGGAAGCAUAGAGAACUAGUUAAACUAAUAACCAAACAAAAGACCCUAGCAUUUGUUGAAGAUACAGCAAGGUUGUUAGAAUAUGAGAGUGGCGGGAUACUGGUGGCUAUAGAGAGAGUCCCUAAAGGAUAUGCUCUUAUUUAUUAUCGUGGGAAGAAUUACCGCCGACCCAUUAGUUUAAGGCCAAGAAACCUUUUGACCAAGGCAAAAGCAUUGAAGCGCUCAGUUGCCAUGCAACGUCAUGAGGCUCUUAGUCAGCACAUAUCUGAACUGGAGAAAACCAUUGAGCAAAUGAAAGAGGAACUUGGUGUUACUGAAGAUGCAGAGGAUGAAAAUGAUUGGAGCUCUGGGGAACAUGGCCAAUUUGAUCAUGCUACAAAAUUCACCCAGACUGAGGAUGCCACUUUGUACAUGGAAUGUGACAGUGGCAGUGACAGUGAAGAUGAUGAGGAGGUGGAUGAUGAUAACAGCAACAUUUAUUGGGAAACAGAUGAAGAAUCUGUAUUUUCAGGCUUUGAAAACUGUGGUAGUACUCUGAGCAAAAAUGAUUGAUGAGUUUAGAAGCAAUUCUAUGGAAUACUUGUUGGUGUCCUUGUCCAAUGCAGGAGUUCCCAAAAAGAAGUUCCAGGCAGUCUGUAGCUUCAACGGGAGAUAAGCACAUGAAAUGUGUGCAGUUACACAUUUUUUACCAGUUAAGAGGCAAUCUUCCCUCUGUCAAGGUUGUGUAGAGAAGCAUGGAUUUGUCUGUUGAAGCAGUUUCUCCUGGAUGAUUGAAGCUAUCGCCUUCCAUUGCAUCUAAUUGGGGGUGAGUUUUUAGUCAUGCACCUGAUUUGAUUGCCAACUUUGCCAACUUCACAUUUCAUAUGGGCAUGGUAUGGGAGAAAGCAUACGUCAGAACUACUGAAGCCUGUAGGUUAGGCUGGUUAGCCGCAGAGAGGGAAUCAAGAGUUGCAACCUCUCCAGUUUCUCUCUCCUAUAACCCAACUUAUCAUUACUGCUUUUUAGUUCGGCCAUCCCUAGAAAAACCAAAAUCCCCCAGAAGAGAAGACAAUGUUACAAAUAUUAUACGCUUGAGUGGAGAUUUGCUGCAAAUAAUUUUUGAGUGAUUUUCUGUUAAUCAAGGUUGCGACUUGUACCAUUAAAAGGAGGGGAGAAAGAGGAUGUAGAUGACAUUAGUAAUCAUCAUUAUUUCUAAUUAAUCACAAGCCUGUGUAUAUGGGUUUUAUUUGCUCAA